Scaptodrosophila lebanonensis is the source of this 3518-nucleotide messenger RNA. It is a transcript of the gene superdeath, whose product is annotated as aminopeptidase N. The transcript has 8 exons. Gene Ontology annotation, biological process: proteolysis; peptide catabolic process. The record is from RefSeq and is a predicted model, not a curated record. Gene Ontology annotation, cellular component: cytoplasm. Lineage: Eukaryota; Metazoa; Arthropoda; Insecta; Diptera; Drosophilidae. Gene Ontology annotation, molecular function: peptide binding; zinc ion binding; metalloaminopeptidase activity. Bases 345 to 3362 code for a protein of 1005 amino acids.
UUUAUUCGAAGACUGCGCGCGAUGCUGAAUUACCGGCAGUGCAAGCAACAGAAAAGCAAAAUCAUCCUGCGCUGAAGUGCGAUUGUGAUUUGUUUAUGUUUAAUUCAAUUAGCAACGCGCGUCUGUAAAAGUGCGGCCGCUGUCCGAACCUUGCUUGGGCAUCUUUCUAUAUACAAAUUUUGUGUGGGUGCCAUAUGCCUCUAUUUGCCAUUUACAUCUUAUAAAGAGCAUAAUUAUAACAUAAACUAAAUAACUGUAAAGGUGUGAAAACGCAAACGAGCCAAAAGAGAGCCGCGAAUCAGGAACCUCUAACUUACACAAAAACACAAGAGGACCGAGCUAUCAUGGUUGUCAAGGAUAUGCCGCUACACGAAAACCUUAACAUGGAUAAUCGUCGUGGCAAUGCAGUGCCAGCGGGACCGACAGGAACGGUUGCAGGAACUACUACCACCUUCUCACGCACAGGUCGUCGCUAUACACUGAGCCUGACUACGGCAGUGUUGCUGGUAUCCUUCUUUCUUUGCACUCUGCUGGCCGUUGGAUUCAUUGUCUAUAACUUUGCUACCUGUGCGCAAUUGACGGCUGCUCCUGGUGAGGAUAUCGUCUGCACCAGCGUUAGUUUGCGACACAAUAAGACUGUACAUCCUGCUGGCGAUGGUCGUCCCAAAUACGAUCGCGAUGUGCGUCUGCCUCGUUCCAUAAAACCGUUGAAAUAUAAUAUCACCUUGGUACCUCAUCUCAGCGGCAACUUUAGCUUCGAGGGCAGCGUUCAGAUUCAAUUGCGGGUUCUGGAAGAAUGCUACAACAUUACCAUGCAUGCGGAGGAGCUGAACAUCACGAAAAGCGAUGUGGCCGUCUAUCGAGUACUUGAAAACGACGAUGUCGACCUGAACAACGCACUCCGCAUACACAAGCAAUAUUUGGUGGGGGCUAAGCAGUUCUUUGUCAUCCAGCUCUACGAUAAACUGGUACGGGGUGCUCAGUAUGUGGUGCAUUUGAAGUUUAGCGGCAUUAUACAGGACUAUCUGCAAGGCUUCUACCGCAGCUCCUACGAGGUGUUGAAUGAGACUAGAUGGUUGGCCUCCACCCAGUUCCAGGCCACAGAUGCCCGACGGGCUUUUCCCUGCUUCGAUGAGCCGGCACUCAAGGCCAACUUUACGCUGCACAUAGCACGACCUCGUAACAUGACAGCUAUUUCCAACAUGCCCAUUGUAUCCACAAACAAUCAUGAUACGCUGCCAAACUAUGUGUGGGAUCACUUUGCUGAGUCACUGCCCAUGUCAACGUAUCUGGUGGCUUAUGCCAUUUCGGACUUUACACACAUCUCGUCGGGCAACUUUUCCGUCUGGGCGCGAGCCGAUGCCAUUAAGUCGGCCGAAUAUGCGCUCAGCGUUGGCCCUAAGAUAUUACAAUUUCUGCAAGACUUUUUCGAUGUUCCAUUUCCGCUGCCCAAAAUUGAUAUGAUUGCUCUGCCCGAGUUUCAGGCUGGCGCUAUGGAAAACUGGGGUCUUAUUACCUUCCGGGAAACAUCCAUGCUGUAUGAGCAGGGUGUGGCUACGGCUAGCAAUAAGCAACGUGUGGCUUCUGUUGUUGGUCACGAGUUGGCUCAUCAGUGGUUCGGAAAUUUAGUCACGCCUAGCUGGUGGUCCGAUAUUUGGCUAAACGAAGGUUUCGCCAGCUAUAUGGAGUAUCUAACAGCCGAUUCGAUAGCACCUGAGUGGAAACUGCUCGAUCAGUUUGUUGUAAACGAGCUGCAGAACGUGUUCCAAGUAGAUGCGUUAUCCUCAUCGCAUAAGAUUUCAUUUGAGGUGUUUAAUCCACAGGAGAUAUCCGAAAUAUUUGAUCGUAUUUCGUAUGCGAAGGGCUCGACGAUUAUACGCAUGAUGGCACACUUUUUAACCAAUGCCGUCUUUCGUCGCGGCCUUAGCAAGUAUUUGCGCGAAAUGGCUUACGGUGCGGCCGCACAAGACGAUCUCUGGCGUUUUCUAACCAACGAAGCCAAAGCCUCAGGCUUACUCGAUCGGAACACAAGUGUUAAGGAAAUUAUGGAUACAUGGACAUUGCAAACAGGCUAUCCAGUAGUUAAGAUCUCGCGACAUCCCAACACGAAUGCCGUGCGUUUAGAGCAGGCUCGUUUCGUCUACGCCAAUAGCACCAAGGAGGACGAAAGUCUGCUCUGGUGGAUACCAAUUACAUUUACUACAGCAGCUGAGCUGAAUUUCAAGAAUACCCGGCCGACCACUUGGAUUCCACGUACGAAGAUCUACGAACUGGAGAAUCGUAAUCUCUCAACGGCCAAGUGGUUCAUUUUUAACAUCCAACAAACGGGCUAUUAUCGCGUUAACUAUGAUCUGGACAAUUGGCGUGCGGUUACCGAACAUCUUAUGGAUCCGGCUCACUAUGACGAUAUAGCCCCAGCCAAUCGGGCGCAGUUAAUAGACGAUGUGAUGAAUCUGGCACGUGGUUCCUAUCUGUCUUACGAAAAUGCCUUGAAUGUGACACGUUAUCUGGCCUACGAAACUGAUCCUGUUCCCUGGAAGGCGGCCAUUACUAAUUUCAACUUUAUUGAUUCGAUGUUUGUCAACUCCGGUGAUUAUGAUCUGCUAAAGAACUAUCUGCUGAAACUCUUAGAAAAAGUAUAUGCAGAAGUUGGUUUUGAGGACUUGCAGAGCGAAAGUGAGGAUAUGUUGUUGUUGUUCAAGCGCUCUGAGAUUCUAAAUAUGGCCUGUCAUUUGGGCCAUCAACAGUGCAUUUCUGAGAGUAGCCGACACUUCCAAAACUGGGUUCAGUCUCCCAAUCCGGACGCCAAUAAUCCCAUUGGUCCGAAUCUGCGAGGCAUUGUGUACUGCUCGGCCAUACAAUAUGGUACCGAAUAUGAGUGGGAUUUUGCCUUUGAACGGUAUUUAAAAACCAAUGUUGUAGCUGAAAAGGAGCUGUUGCUUUCUGCUCUCGGAUGCUCAAAGGAGCCUUGGAUACUCUAUCGAUAUCUACGCCGUGCUGUUGCCGGUCAGCACGUUCGCAAGCAGGAUGUAUUCCGAGUGUUUGCUGCCGUGGCGAACAGUGUGGUCGGUCAGCAAAUCGCCUUCGAUUUCAUACGCAGCAACUGGCAAGAUAUCAAUACUUACAUGGGCUCGCAGAUUUCCAAUAUACACACCCUGCUGAAAUUCGCCACCAAGCGCAUGAAUACGAAAUUCCAAUUGGUUGAGUUCGAGCAGUUUGUGCGCGACGCGCACUGGGAUUAUGACAGACCGAUUCAGCAGAUAGUGGAGCAAGUGGAUAUUGGUGUUGAUUGGAUGAAUCGCAACUACAAGUCGAUUGUAAAGUGGUUGCAGCGGGAAGCGGCUGAAACGAAGGCUAUCUAGAUGCCUGCUCGGAUGACUCUAAAGCUGCGGCAGUAUUAUGUUUGAAUGUGCAUUUGGCCGCAUAAGGAUGCUAAGUUUAGGCUCACAAACACAAAGUGACGGGCGCAUUAUAGUCGUUUGCAUUUACUAAGCAUAUUAUAAGUAUUUACAGAUGUG